Molecule: messenger RNA, 585 nt
Organism: Gongylonema pulchrum
Lineage: Eukaryota; Metazoa; Nematoda; Chromadorea; Rhabditida; Gongylonematidae
Source: the annotation of a GenBank genome assembly
AUGGAUGCAUCUAAAGAAGCCGUAAAUAGGACUGUACACCUUUGUGUUGCUGAAAGGGAAGUGCUGAUGAAAAAUUUGCGGAAUUCGCUGGAAAACGAUUUUUUGGUAAAGUCGGGCUCAAAAAAAGACUUCUCUCGCAUAUGGAAGUUAAUAAACGGAACCAUUGAUAAGUUGGAAGGUUGCCAUAGGAAACGAUUAUUCGAAUUUGCUCCAUUGGAAGAAUUUGUUUUUCGAAACGCUUUAUUAUAUUCAUUCGCUGUUUAUACAACAAUUGGCUACGGGAAUCUGUUUCCGCGAACAGUAACAGGUCGCGUUUUGACUAUGGUUUACGCAGUUCUUGGAAUACCACUGAAUGUAGCAUUUAUUGCUGAUCUAAGUGAAAUCCUGGUUAUUGGUGUGCAGCGUGGCCUGAAAUAUUUUCGACGUCAUUUUCCGCGAACAGUAACAGGUCGCGUUUUGACUAUGGUUUACGCAGUUCUUGGAAUACCACUGAAUGUAGCAUUUAUUGCUGAUCUAAGUGAAAUCCUGGUUAUUGGUGUGCAGCGUGGCCUGAAAUAUUUUCGACGUCAUGUUUUGCACAAGUAA